CGCCGCCCUAAACUUUGACUCCUGCGCCGCGCCCGUCUGCAUGAUUUUCCGAGCGGGCCUGGCAGCCUUCUUGCCUCUUGUCCGCACUCUUCGGCCUGGUGCUGUGGCGGCCAUGAGCACUGGCACUUUCGUUGCGAGGCAGCCUUUCAAUUACCGUGGCGGGGCCCGCGUGGAACCGGCGGACGCCUCCGGCACCGAGAAGGCGUUCGAGCCCGCAACGGGUCGAGUGAUCGCUACGUUCACGUGCUCGGGAGAAAAGGAAGUAGACUUGGCUGUCAAGGAUGCAAAGGCUGCUUUUAAAAUAUGGAGUCAGAAAUCUGGCCUGGAGCGCUGCCGAGUGCUUUUGGAGGCUGCCAGGAUGAUAAGGGAACGGAGGGAUGAAAUCGCCACCAUGGAGACCAUCAACAAUGGCAAGUCCAUCUUCGAGGCCCGCUGGGACGUGGACACUUCCUGGCAGUGCCUGGAGUACUUCGCAGGCUUGGCUGCAUCCAUGGCUGGUGAGCACAUCCAGCUCCCAGGCGGGUCCUUCGGCUACACCAGACGAGAACCGCUGGGCGUAUGCGUGGGAAUAGGCGCGUGGAACUACCCCUUCCAGAUUGCCUGCUGGAAGUCCGCCCCGGCGCUAGCGUGCGGUAACGCCAUGGUCUUUAAACCCUCUCCCUUCACACCGCUGUCGGUGCUGCUGCUGGCUGAGAUCUACACGGCGGCCGGCGUGCCCCCGGGGCUCUUCAACGUGGUGCAAGGAGGGGCCGCCACGGGCCAGUUUCUGUGUCUGCAUCGUGAUGUGGCCAAAGUGUCCUUCACCGGGAGCGUGCCCACUGGCUCGAAGAUCAUGGAGAUGUCCGCUAAAGGAAUCAAGCCCGUUACCUUGGAGCUGGGAGGCAAAUCUCCCCUGAUCAUCUUCUCCGACUGCGACCUGGAGAAUGCCGUGAAGGGAGCGCUGAUGGCCAACUUCCUCACGCAAGGCGAGGUGUGUUGUAAUGGCACAAGAGUAUUUGUGCAGAAGGAAAUUCUCGAGAAAUUUACAAAGGAAGUGGUGAAACGGACCCAGGGGAUAAAAAUUGGAGAUCCCCUUCUGGAAGGUACAAGGAUGGGCCCCCUCAUCAACCGCCCACACCUGGAGCGAGUCCUAGGGUUUGUUAAGCUGGCAAAAGAGCAGGGCGCUACAGUGCUGUGUGGUGGAGACGCAUACGUGCCCGAAGAUCCCAAAUUAAAGAACGGUUAUUACAUGAGCCCUUGCGUACUGACUGACUGCAGAGAUGACAUGACCUGUGUGAAGGAAGAGAUCUUUGGACCAGUUAUGUCCAUUUUGUCGUUUGACACCGAAGCCGAGGUUCUGGAAAGAGCCAAUGACACCACUUUUGGCCUGGCGGCUGGCGUCUUUACCAGGGACGUGCAGCGCGCUCACAGGGUGGUGGCCGGGCUGCAGGCCGGGAUGUGCUUCAUUAACAACUACAACAUCAGCCCCGUGGAGCUGCCCUUCGGCGGGUACAAGAAGUCAGGGUUUGGCAGAGAGAACGGCCGUGUGACCAUUGAAUAUUAUUCACAGCUGAAGACUGUGUGCGUGGAGAUGGGUGACGUGGAAUCUGCUUUUUGAGACUACGCAGCGAGCCCCGUCUGAGUGUCCAGGUGUGGAACGGGGUCUGGGCCUCAAGGGCGGCCACACGGCUGCCUUCGUUUCGAACCCAGAAUUGUGUCCCUCAGGAUAAGAGAACAGCUCGGUGUUCUUCCUUCCUCACUUCUCAGUCUCCUUCCUGAUUGAAAAUGUGCAUAAGUGCCUUUUCGAUAAUCAAGAGAGUUGUGAUUUUCUCAAGGCAGAUUUCCGUACACUCUUUAACACACUUCGAGAGAACAGGGAGAGGCACCAGGAUUAUACUUCGUCUGUGGCUUUGACCGACUGUGCUCCUUCUUCGGCUCAUUUCAGAGGCCUGGUAUCUGGUUGAGUUCCUGGUGGAGCAAGUAGAGCUGAUUUCUGCCCCCUGACAUUUUGGAGCUCUGGCCCCUUGUCAUCGGUUGCAUUGCGAAAGCCGACAGUCGGGAUGGAAAUACUAGCCAGGGUCACGUUCAAGGUGGUGCUUCGCUUGCUAGAGUAAAUCCUUCGUUUCCACUCAGUGCUGAUGAGGAAGCUGGCGUCCAGUCCUUGAACUGCAGCUUUCUCCCUUUUUAGAUCCCAAAUAGUUGUAUGCUUCUGGGGCCACACUGCAAUGAAAUAAAUCACACUGUUCAUUCUUUCAA
Hyaena hyaena (striped hyena) is the source of this 2235-nucleotide messenger RNA. It is a transcript of the gene ALDH9A1, whose product is annotated as aldehyde dehydrogenase 9 family member A1. The transcript is spliced from 11 exons. The record is from RefSeq and is a predicted model, not a curated record. Bases 41 to 1597 code for a protein of 518 amino acids. NCBI's taxonomy places the organism in Eukaryota, Metazoa, Chordata, Mammalia, Carnivora, Hyaenidae. Gene Ontology annotation, molecular function: aminobutyraldehyde dehydrogenase (NAD+) activity; 4-trimethylammoniobutyraldehyde dehydrogenase (NAD+) activity.